UAAAAGAUAAGAGGACAGGUAACAAGAAGCACAGGUUGUGAUUCUUUUGUUGGUUUGGAGUGGACGAGAGUAACCCUUUCGUUAUCUCCUCAAAUCAAAAACUCUUUCAAUUCGUUUUAUAAUAGUCACUUCAUCCCUGGUCUUCACACCCAUCCUUCUCUCUCCUCUUUACCCAUCUAGAGAGAGAGAGAAAGAGAGAGAGAGAGACCCAGAGCAAGCAAAUCCUUGUUCUCCCACUUUCUUCAUCUAGGUCUCCAAUGGCGAGCUGGGUCUUAUCAGAAUGUGGUGUAAAACCCCUCCCCAGAAUUCUAUACCCAAAACCCAGAAAUGGAAUGUUAUCAAAGACCAUAAUUUCUUCCUCAAUUAGGCCAAUAUUAUCCAACAAUAAAAGCCUCGGCUUUUCUCUCGGGUCCUCCCCAAUUAAAGAGAAGAAUUGGGCGCUAAAUGUGAGCGCUCCUUUGAGAGUCAAAGAUUUGGGUGAAGAAGACAAAGAGAGAAUCGUUAAUGGAGUUAAUGGAGAAGAAGAAAAUGAAUUUGACCCAGGUGCUCCACCGCCUUUCAAAUUGGCCGACAUUAGAGCGGCAAUUCCGAAGCAUUGCUGGGUUAAGGACCCUUGGAGAUCCAUGAGCUAUGUCGUCAGAGAUGUCGUUGUCGUUUUUGGCCUGGCGGCUGUGGCGGCUUACUUCAACAACUGGGUCGUUUGGCCUCUCUACUGGAUUGCCCAGGGAACCAUGUUCUGGGCUCUCUUUGUUCUUGGUCACGAUUGUGGACAUGGAAGUUUCUCUAAUAAUCCAAAGCUUAAUAGCGUGGUGGGCCAUAUUCUUCAUUCUUCAAUCCUUGUCCCAUAUCAUGGAUGGAGAAUAAGCCACAGAACUCAUCAUCAGAACCAUGGACAUGUCGAAAAUGAUGAAUCUUGGCAUCCAUUGUCUGAGAAGAUUUUUAAAAGUUUAGACAAGGCUACUAAAAUGUUGAGGUUCACCUUGCCUUUCCCCAUGCUUGCUUACCCUGUCUAUCUGUGGGGUCGAAGUCCCGGCAAGAAGGGUUCCCAUUUCGAUCCGAACAGCGACUUAUUUGUCCCUAGUGAGAGGAAAGACAUCAUAACAUCCACAGCCUGUUGGACUACAAUGGUUGCUCUGCUUGGAUGUCUCUCCUUUGUAAUGGGUCCUAUUCAAAUCCUUAAGCUCUACGUUGUUCCAUAUUGGAUUUUUGUCAUGUGGUUGGACUUGGUCACCUACUUGCACCAUCAUGGCCAUGAAGACAAGCUUCCAUGGUAUCGUGGAAAGGAAUGGAGUUAUCUAAGAGGAGGACUCACAACCCUUGACCGUGAUUAUGGCUGGCUCAAUAACAUCCACCAUGAUAUUGGAACACAUGUGAUACAUCAUCUCUUCCCUCAAAUCCCGCAUUACCACUUAGUGGAAGCAACUGAGGCAGCUAGGCCUGUACUUGGGAAAUACUACCGAGAGUCAAAGAAAUCCGGGCCUUUUCCAUUUCACUUGUUUGAAAGCCUAGUAAGAAGCAUGAAAGAGGAUCACUACGUGAGUGAUACCGGAGAUGUCGUGUACUAUCAAACGGAGCCCGAGCUCUAGAAAAGCACACGAAGCUAUAGAUUCUUCACGGUAUUAACAGCUAUCUAAUUCUGUGUAAAACAAGUGCUGAGGACAGCCAUUCGUGCCCUCAAAUUCAUUCUUUCUUCCGUUGGCCAAAAGGGGUGCCUUAAUAAGUAAGAACUAUAAAUUAAUGUAAUGAUGCAAUUGUGAAAGAAAAUUUUGUAUUGCUUUGGCCUGGAAUCUCUCUGUAUCUCUCUCCCUCUAGUUGCUUGUUUGUGUUUGUCCAGUGUCCACAAUCCACAUAUUUUGUGGACAAGUUGAAAACCAAGGGAAAGUAAUAUUAGAUGUUCAAAUUAGUGGGUGAAAAGGCCCUCUUUGCCACCACA
Messenger RNA from Morus notabilis, 1933 nucleotides. RefSeq names its product omega-3 fatty acid desaturase, chloroplastic. Gene Ontology annotation, biological process: lipid metabolic process. Gene Ontology annotation, molecular function: oxidoreductase activity, acting on paired donors, with oxidation of a pair of donors resulting in the reduction of molecular oxygen to two molecules of water. The coding region runs from base 258 to 1586 and encodes 442 amino acids. The transcript has 8 exons. Lineage: Eukaryota; Viridiplantae; Streptophyta; Magnoliopsida; Rosales; Moraceae. The record is from RefSeq and is a predicted model, not a curated record.